AUGCUCAGGGAGGGCCUCGAUGUGAACUCGCUUGGUGUCGAGAGCCCGUCCCCCAUGAAUCGCAGCUUCACAUCGCAAUCGACGUCUUCGAAUCACAACACACCGACAGCGACUCCUGUGAACCGUGCCAUCUCGAGGGUUGCGCUCCAACCGCCGACACCGGUCAUCGUGCCCCCAACGCCUUCGCCACCAGGGCCGUCAAACGGGGGUACCAACAGCAAUAAUGGUGGCACCACUACGGGAAGUGGGAGUGGGAAUGUGGGACGGCUAAAUCCUGCAUCCCCGUUGUCGAUGUCGGUAGGGCCGUCUCCUUCAUCGUCCUCGCAUGAUUUGGUUGGGGAGGCGGAGGAGGCGGAGAGGCAGACGAACAGACGGUCGAUGUAUCGCUCUCCCGGCACGUCGAGCAGCCCGGAUCUGGCGACGCUGUUACGGAAGGCCAAGGAACGUGGAGGGGCUAUGGUGGGGCAGAGUAGCGGGAGUGGGUCGAGCAGGAGGGAGAAGCGACGCGACCAGGAGCCGCCGCCACCGUUGCCUGACAAUGGGCUGCGCAAGACGUCCUCGACGUCCCCCCACCCGCCAUCGUCUUAUUCGCUUUCGUCGGACAAGAUGCGGACGGCAUCCAGUCCCGACUGGGUCCUCACCGGCAGUCCGAAACAGCACAAGGAGAAUGGAACUAUCAAGGCGCCAAAAUCGUCGGUGCGGGCCAAGACGAGUGCACUCUGGGGUAAAAUGAUGGGGCAGAGCACCGUUAGGGAACGAUCAAAAACAGAUGCUGGGCUCCACCCAUCCUCUGCUGGCCAGUUGUCGCAAUCAUCUUCCUCCAAUCUCAUGAAUGCAUUUGCACCCCCUGUCCCACCUAUACCUGUUGAACACCGUCCUACUCCUACUCCGUCAGCGUCAACGUCACCCAUAGCAGACGUCUUUUCCUCGUCCUCUUCACUUCGUCCAGUUGUCCCUGACAACAAGCCCUUACCUGCGAUCGUCCAUUCCCCGACGAAGGCGCGCGACAUCGAAGAUAUCGACGACCGGUCCAUCGUUUUUGUCGAGAAAAUGUCACCUCUGCCUGCACUCCCUCCUCCCUCGCCCACGGCACCCGCUGCUAAUGCGACCAAACGGAGAAGCAUGAGCGUCAGCGAUGCAGACCUGCGGGCGAUCAUGACCUCUGCCUCCUCUCCUACAAUUCGUCCCCUCCCACGCCCGCCCCAAACCCCUGAAGCGCGACGGACGAAGGAGGCUGUGGCUCCGCAGACAGAGACGUUACCUGGGUUUUUGGAUGUAUUCAAAGGUGAACUUUCUUCACUAGAACCCCUCUCGAGUCCGACGUUGGACCUGCGGGAUCCAUCUACUCCGGCUCGCCAAGCUAGUUAUCGAGCAAAGGCUAACGGCAUCGUUUUAUCCCCUCGUGACCCUCAAGGUGAACGAGCAGACGACAAAAAAUCUCCUUCGAUAUCGUCGGUCGCGGAUCCGUUUGCUAGCAGCAGCCCUGGUCCAUCAAGGCCUUCUGUUUCUUCUGUUCACGAUGACUCUGCGAUUGUUCCUCCUCGCACCUCCUCGCUGCAAUCUCCGGCUCGAUACUCGUUAGGCUCAAGCAACAUACACGCACCUAGCUCGAGGCAAUUGACACCCUUGAGAUCGAGAAGUGGCCCCUCGUCCGGAUUGGUUGCCCAAAGCCAAAGUCCACGCGAGGCGAAUCGGCUACGAGUACUUCAUCGUUCCACUGCCUCAAGCUCGGAGCCAUCACUCAUUGCUACCGCUGAAGACGCUCGUGUGUUGUCGCCCCACCGAAGAGGUUCCCAACAGGAUAUAUACACCCCGGAAUCCUUGCAGUUCUCGACCUCACCAUCACCGAAUAUUGAAGAGUCUGGAGACAUGGAGACUCGCGCGAAAGAACUGGCGACACGGUGUUGGAAUGAAGAUGAGGAGUUUUUGGCCAAGGAAAAGAUCUGCGAGUGGUUGGGCGGACAGGGCCAAAUCAACAAGGCUGCUCUGCGGCAUUAUAUUGAUUUCUUCGACUUCGCAGGCCUUCGGUUAGAUCUUGCUUUUAGACGUCUCUGCGGAAAGCUGUACUUGAAGGCCGAAACACAACAGGUCGAUCGCUUGCUAGAGCAAUUUAGUCGUCGUUAUUGGGAUUGCAAUCCAGGCAAUCUAUAUGGCAGUGCCAACAUCGUUCACGCGGUUUCAUAUUCGCUGUUGCUACUCAAUACGGAUCUCCAUGUCGCUGAGUUGGUUUCUCGAAUGUCGCGAAGUCAGUUCGUGCGGAACACCAUGACAGCCAUUCAGAUGCAACUUCAACCAAAUUCACCGAUGACGGCCGCUCGCCUCUCAAGUUCUGACCUCACUUACGAUGAUUGUAGUAGCAGCGUUCGGGCGGGCUCUGACGAAACGGAAAUGAUGACCAGAUCGAAACGUAGCGACAGCAUUGCUAGCUGGAAUAGCCUUUCCAAGGAGGCGAUUAUGUCGCUUCCUGUGUCGCCGAACCAUGCCCCAAAUAGUAGCAUUGGAGCUAGUCAACCGAACGGCAGCACGCCUUCACUUCAGAUCUCGAAUGGGCACGAGCAGUCAAUGUCGAAUCGCGCUCAACAUGGUCGAGCAUGGGAAAGUGAUAUGGAAAGCUUGCUCAAGGAAAUGUACAAUGCGAUCAAGCAUCAACAGAUCCUUCAACCUAUCAACUCCAGCUUGACCCGUCCCUCUGUUUCUUCGCUGAGUCCGGGAGGCAAUGGCAUGAUGCGGAAUCGAAGCUUGCGUACCGGACAGCCAGAUCGAUUAACAACUCUCAAACGAGGAAGCAUUCGCGGUUUGCAAUCCAUUUUGAGUUCGCAGUCUGGAAUCAGCCCGUACAGCAGCAAUAGUAGCAUUGAUGGACGCGUCAGCCCUUCUCCGAGCUUUGCAACGUCCACGCACGAAGCGAUGUAUGGUUCAAGCUCUUCCUUCCUAAACCCCACACUUGGAUUCGCUUCGAACUUGUCCCAUACCAUCAUUCGAGAGGCCCAAGAGGACGACGAUCGUAGUGUGCAUAGUAUAGGGUCGACAUCCACAACGAUCAGUAUCUCCGACGAGGAGUUGGCCUUGCUUGGCGCGCCAUGGGCGAAGGAGGGCAUGCUAUGUCGUAAGCAGUACUGGGAAUCCGCUAAUAAGCGGGCCAAAGACAAGUCGUGGAUGGAUGUGUUCGUCGUCAUCCAGAAAGGAGAGCUAAAUAUGUUUGUCUUUGGGGAUCAUACGUCUGGCAUGUCUGGGACAUUUGGCGGUGGAAAUUGGCUGGCCAACGCACAACCUGUUGGAACGAUCCAGCUGGCCCAUUCCCUCGCACACGCGCUGCCUCCUCCUGGUUACAACAAGCGACCUCAUUGCAUGGUCCUCACUCUUGCCAACCGGGGUGUCUACUUCUUCCAGGCCGGUACGGAAGAGCUGGUAAACGAAUGGGUGUCGACCUGUAACUAUUGGGCAGCAAGGACAAGCAAGGAGCCACUAGCAGGCGGUGUCUCGAACAUGGAAUACGGCUGGAACAGAGUCGUCGACAUGUACGGUCAUGGACGGUCUCGGUCGCAGACUGAGUUGCAUAGAGAACCAGAUUUACCGGAUUCGGUCAGUGUCCGCAGCGGUAAGAGUACGCGGAGCAAGUACGGGUGGAAAGAGGGGGCUGCUACCGUCCGUGGAGGCUUUUCACCGCGAACUGACAAGACGUUCAUCAACGACUGGAAACCGCCUAUGCCACCGACCGUCGCAAGCGUUCAUGACGAAGAGACGCAACUGGAAGCUUUGAAGAAACAUGUCGAUUCCUUGAAGCGAGAGUUGGAGGUGCACAAUGAGCUUCGUGAACCUAUGGCGGCAUUGUACCUCCAUCGGUCGCCAAAUGGUAUGAAAGCUCAAAGUAAUUGGGAAGAAAAGUCCCAGUAUCUUCUCCGGGAAAUUGUCAAGUAUGAUCUAUACAUCGACUCUCUGCAAGCAGCCAUGGCUUUGCGUCUGAAGAAGCGUGGCGAAAAAGCCCUAGAACAUGCUCUCAGCAAUUCUCACCCCACCGACGACCCGCUGACGGGUUCGAAGAAAUGGAAGGGCCCAGAAGAACUUCCAAUCACUGAAGAACCGGAGCCAGUCACUCCGAACGCUCGACAACGCUUCCAACCUUCCCAUCAGAGAGACGCUGCUGAAGACGACGAUGCAUGA
Messenger RNA from Cyclocybe aegerita, 4161 nucleotides. NCBI's taxonomy places the organism in Eukaryota, Fungi, Basidiomycota, Agaricomycetes, Agaricales, Hemipholiotaceae. The record is from the annotation of a GenBank genome assembly.